AAUCCUCGAUUCAUUGGCUAAGCUUGUCAAAUGUCUUCAAAAUUCUCUUUUGGAGAUGGUGAUUCAAAAAGGGUCAAAUGGGUGUUGGCUGUUCGUCAUGUUCUGUCUCCCUCUCUUUGCCCACUAAUAUCCCCUCUGCUCUCGUUCCAUUCUCUCCCUGCAAAUCAAAAUCAAACUCUUCUUUUAAUCCCAAUAUUAACAUUUUUCACACCCAAAGCCACAAUCUCUCCUCCACAGCCAUGACACAGUCCCAGGUUCCCUCUUCAUCUUCUCUCAACUGUGUCAGAGUGGGGGAAAUCGAGAUCCAGGAGGAAAAUACCACAAGACCCAUUUUUAAUCCUUCUAAUAUUGAUCAAGGAUUGCUUCAGAGGUUGGUGUAUGAUUCUUUGGUUUGGAGUUCUCUUCAUGGGCUUCUUGUUGGUGACAGAAACGUCCAGAGAUCAGGAACAGUCCCAGGCGUGGGUCUGGUUCAUGCUCCAAUUACUUUAUUGCCUAUGUCAUUUCCAGAAAGUUAUUGGAGGCAAGCAUGUGAACUAGCACCCAUUUUUAAUGAACUCAUAGAUCGCGUGAGCUUGGAUGGAAAAUUUCUACAGGACUCGCUAUGCAGAGCUAAAAAAGUGGAUGAUUUCACUUCUCGACUCUUGGACAUACACUCCAAGAUGCUAGAUAUCAAUAAAAAAGAGGAAAUACGCUUGGGCUUACAUCGCUCUGAUUAUAUGCUUGACCAACAGACUAAAUUGCUUCUUCAAAUAGAGCUCAACACUAUUUCAUCUUCAUUUCCUGGGCUGGGUUGUCUUGUCAGUGAGCUCCACAGAAAUUUGCUGAAUCAGUAUAAAGAAUACCUUGGAUUGGAUUUCAAUAGAGUCCCUGGCAACACUACUGCCAGUAGAUUUGCAGAGGCCUUGGCUAAAGCUUGGAAUGAAUAUAAUAACCAUAGGGCUGCAGUCAUGGUUGUUGUUCAAUCUGAAGAACACAACAUGUAUGACCAACACUGGCUUUCUGCUCUUAAUAAUACACAUGGUGUGAAGAGUAUCCGGAAAACAAUGGCAGAAAUUGAUGCAGAGGGGAAGCUUUUACCAGAUGGAACACUUAUAUUAGAUGGCCAAGUAGUUGCAGUCAUUUAUUUUAGGGCUGGCUAUGCCCCAACUGAUUAUCCUUCAGAAUCAGAAUGGAGAGCUAGGCUCUUGAUGGAGCAGUCAUCUGCCAUCAAGUGCCCAUCAAUCUCUUAUCAUUUAGCAGGCACCAAGAAGAUUCAACAAGAACUUGCAAAACCUGGUGUGCUUGAGAGGUUCCUUGAGAACAAAGAAGAUAUUGCAAAAUUGCAGCAGUGCUUUGCUGGGUUGUGGAGUCUAGAUGACUUGGAUAUUGUGAGAGAUGCUAUUGCGAGGCCUGAGUUAUUUGUAAUGAAGCCCCAAAGAGAAGGCGGAGGAAACAAUAUCUAUGGUGAUGACGUGAGAGAAACCCUACAAAGAUUGCAAGCAGAAGGGAAUGAAAGAGAUGCUGCUUACAUCCUUAUGCAAAGAAUUUUCCCAACUAUUUCACCUACAUAUCUAAUACGAGAUGGAGUUUGUCACAAAGAAGAGGUCAUAUCAGAACUUGGGAUAUAUGGUGCUUAUCUAAGGAACAACGAAAAGGUGAUCGUGAAUGACCAUAGUGGUUACUUGCUGCGGACAAAGGUCUCUUCAUCAAAUGAGGGCGGGGUUGCUGCUGGAUUUGCAGUCUUGGAUAGUAUUUAUUUGACUUGAUGGAAGCUAAUCUCUGAAUAAUUCCAAUCAUGUUUGUGUUUAAAGACGCAGACUUUGAUAAUACUUGGCAUGAGAGGGAACUGUUGCUGGAACUUACUGUUAUUCAGGUGAAGUUUCCAUAGCUUUGCUUGCUCAUCUUUGGAGGAUUGACUGAGAUUGACAAUUUGCUUUUGCUUUAGGCAAUUUGGUUGUAGCGGAUAGGGGGAUGUGCAAGUUUUCUUUUGAUAAUUUAUUAAAAUACAUGCCUGUCUGUCAAUGUUAGCAUUGAUUCAGAUAUUUACCUCUUGGGAAAAGAUUUUAGAAUGAACUCCACGCUUCCAAGUUUACCUUGAAAUUCUGCUAUUAGAAUUACAAGAGGAAGACUCUUCUUGGACUUAUACUUUUGUUAUCAGAAAUAUGAAAGAGCUACACAUGCAGUUUUUGUGAGGUACAAAGUGUCCAGCUUCUGCAAAUGUUUGGUGCAGGGGAAGGCUUAAAAUAACAUAGAAGACUUGUUGAAAUCUUUUGACUAAGGCACUAGCAAAUUAAUUUUUAUAUUAGGGAUAUAUAUAUAUUUCAAGACAGGGGACUCUUUAUUUCACAUGAGAAAUGUCAGAUAUUUUGCUUCCUUUGUUAUGUAUGUGUUUGUUACCUUGGU
This is a messenger RNA of Malania oleifera, 2382 nucleotides long. RefSeq names its product glutathione synthetase, chloroplastic. NCBI's taxonomy places the organism in Eukaryota, Viridiplantae, Streptophyta, Magnoliopsida, Santalales, Ximeniaceae. Gene Ontology annotation, cellular component: cytosol. Gene Ontology annotation, molecular function: glutathione synthase activity; ATP binding; glutathione binding. Gene Ontology annotation, biological process: glutathione biosynthetic process. Bases 78 to 1745 code for a protein of 555 amino acids. The transcript has 12 exons. The record is from RefSeq and is a predicted model, not a curated record.